AUGAGUUUAGAGGCUCUCUCUCCACCGGGGUGACAAGUACGAGCAAGACGGACUUGGAAGAAUCAAUUAGAACAUAAAAAAACACUUUUCGUCGCUUCACAGCAGGAUACGCGACUCGACCUGGGGUUUGGACUAACUUCGGGCCACUCUUUUUUAGUUUUUCUUUUUCAUUUGCUUUGGAACGAGGCAGACAAAGAAGACAAUGGGAUCGCAGUCAUCCAAGGGAGAGGUGGCCGUGGAGGCGAACGCUGCCGCCGCUGAUGCUGCGGCUGUCAAAACCAAUGGACAGGAGAAUGGGCAUGUGAAGACCAAUGGCGAUGUCUCCACCAAGCCUGAUGGGGAUGCGGCGGCCACCAACGGCUCAGCCGAGGCUGCCAAGGAGCCCGAAGCAAGCGCGGAGGGCGACGCCAUCGAGCCGGCCCCAGCCGCUGAUGGCGAGGCGGCCAAACCCGAGGGCGAGGCCGCCGCCGCCAACACCGCCGCCGACGGCGCCACCAAGGAGACCCCCAAGAAGAAGAAGAAGAAGUUCUCCCUGAAGAAGUCCUUCAACUUCAAACUCAACCUGAAGAAGAGCAAGAAGAACGAGGCGGUCAAGGAGGAGCCAGCCGCCGCCGCCACCUCUGAGGAGAAGCCGGGGGAAAACGGAGCCACCGCUGCCGCCACAGAGGAGAAGAAGGAGGAGGUGAAGGAGGAGGCUCAAGCCGAGGCCCCGAAAGCUGAGGAGGGGGCUGUCAAAGAGGACGCCCCCAAGGAGGAGGCCAAGGAGGCAGCUGCCCCAGCCCCCGAGGCCUCAAAACCCACAGAGGAAAGCAGCUCGACCCCCGCCCCCUCUGAAAAGAAGGAGUGAUUGUAUCUGCAACUCAAAAUGAACUGGGUGAACUGUUUUUCAAAGAAAGAGAGAGAGAGAAUUUAAGAGUAUAUAUAUAUUUAUAUAUAUAUGUGUAUAUGUAUACAUAUGUAUAUGGAUAUAUGUAUAUGUAAAUAUAUACACAUGUAUGUGAGAGACUCCUUCGACGUGCCACUUUUCGUCAAGACGACAGACUAGAUUCACUAGGUCACUUCCUGCUCGACAUCUGGACCUCGACUGACUUUUCAGGCUUUGGCCUCGGCGGCGGCGAGAUGACACCACCCAGCGCGUGUAGUCGGACGAAACAUGAAUGGAGGACGCAUCUUUUUUCGCCCAUCUUACAGCUCAAGAUGCCUCCUUUGCGAAGGAAAGAAGAAGAAUACAACCGGGACACCACCACCACUUGAAAUGACUGUUAAAUAGCUAAAAAAAUAAAAUAAAAAAACAGAAAACAAGAAAUCCGAAAUUUAAAGAGACUUGGCAACUUUUUACAUUCCUAUAUUUUAACCCAAAUUUGAAGUAUUUUGUGGUGUAUUAUAGAGAACCAUCUUAAAAAGAAGCUAUGUCUUGUUUGUUAAAAAAAAAAAAAAGAAACUAUAGACAAGUUUUGAUUUUUACCUUACUAUGAGAAUAAAAAAAGAACACUUCAGCUUGCUAUGUUCACUGUUGCGGUUUGAUAUGAAGCAGAGUUGUUUAUCUGUCGUGUGUGAGCCUGAAUCUGCUUUGUCUAUGUAAAUACAAUUGGAUUGAUUUCUGUUCUUUAUUUUGCUAAUGUUGACAGAUGUUACUGGUUUUAUUGUAAAGUUGAUAAUGGUAAAUAAAUGUUGGUUACCCGCCUGUG
This is a messenger RNA of Doryrhamphus excisus (bluestripe pipefish), 1688 nucleotides long. It is a transcript of the gene marcksl1b, whose product is annotated as MARCKS-like 1b. Gene Ontology annotation, molecular function: calmodulin binding; actin filament binding. The record is from RefSeq and is a predicted model, not a curated record. Lineage: Eukaryota; Metazoa; Chordata; Actinopteri; Syngnathiformes; Syngnathidae. Gene Ontology annotation, cellular component: plasma membrane; cytoplasm. Gene Ontology annotation, biological process: actin filament organization; central nervous system development.